AUGUUUGGGGAUUACGUCAGCCUGGCGGGCAGGGGCCGCGGGGACAGCGAGGGAGGCGGGCUCCGGGCGGCCUCCCGCCCCCAGGCCUCGGGACAAUGCUGUCAUUGCGGCUUGCAGUCCCGAUCUGUCCCCUCGCCCGCCGGGGAGGCCCUGGCUGGAGUCUGGUGGGAGGGAAGCCUGACGGGGCCCCCGGAGGCCGGAGUGGGCAUGGCCUCCUGGCUGGGGGGCGGCUCGGGCGGCCCCGACCUGCUCCUGGUGUUGCUGGUGGUCAUCCUGCUGGUCCGCUUCCUCCUGUGGUCCUGCCUCGGAGCCUACCUCGACCGCAGGCUGGCCCCGCCGCGGCCCCGGCCCCCCAGACCCAAAAGGGACUAG
Messenger RNA from Marmota flaviventris (yellow-bellied marmot), 372 nucleotides. It is a transcript of the gene Smim38, whose product is annotated as small integral membrane protein 38. The record is from RefSeq and is a predicted model, not a curated record. Lineage: Eukaryota; Metazoa; Chordata; Mammalia; Rodentia; Sciuridae.